GAGCACCAAGCCAAGCAUGCCGGCCUUCCAGCAGCAGACGAUCGUGGACUUCGUGACGGCAGAUAAUGCUUCGGCCACGCAGCAGCAGCUGCAGGCCGUGCACAACAGCCGCGGCUUCUGUGAGGAGGCCAGUGUGAAGGUCUUGGAGACGUACCUGGCCGAGCAGCUGCAGAGCAAGACCGUGGACAUCGACGCCAACUUGGCGCUGCUCAAGCUGUACCAGGUGUACCCGGCCACCACCAACGCCGAGAAUGUGGCCAAGGUGCUGGUGAAGGGCGUAAUGUCACUGCCCUCCACCUUCUUCACUGGUGCCUCUACUAUGGUCCCGGAGAGCGUUCACGAGGACGCCAAUGUGACGGCAGUGCUGCAUACCGGUUUUAUGCUUCAGUCAUGCCUCUUCGAGGAGUUUUGGAAGGAGAGUGUGGCUUUUGCUGAGAAGGUGCCGGGCUUCCUGGAGUCGGUACGCGCCUACAUUCUCACCGCUAUCAGCCGCAGCCACAGUGCGAUCUCCACGGAAGUCUUUAAGGCCAAACUUAAUGUGUCUGACAAGGAAGUGGCCGAGAUUGUCGCUGCCGAGAAGUGGACUGUUGCCGACAACCUAAUCCAGAUCAACCCCAACGAGGACAACCAGAUGCAGGCCAAGAAGGUCCAGGAGAACAUCGAGUUUGAGGACGUGCUUAAGGUUAUCCACACUCUUUCUAGAUAGAUUUGUUUAAAGCUGGUGGACAAUGGCGGUUGGGUGGACAGAACUAGCAAUUAGCGAAGGACAGGGGAGGCAGGACUCGAAUUGAGUAGGCGCACAUCGUGCUGCCAUUUUGCAUUUUA
Molecule: messenger RNA, 825 nt
Organism: Phytophthora infestans T30-4
Lineage: Eukaryota; Oomycota; Peronosporomycetes; Peronosporales; Peronosporaceae
Exons: 3
Coding region: 17-706 (229 amino acids)
Biological process (GO): regulation of translational initiation
Cellular component (GO): cytoplasm; eukaryotic translation initiation factor 3 complex
Molecular function (GO): ribosome binding; translation initiation factor activity
Source: RefSeq, a predicted model, not a curated record